Molecule: messenger RNA, 1009 nt
Organism: Tribolium castaneum (red flour beetle)
Lineage: Eukaryota; Metazoa; Arthropoda; Insecta; Coleoptera; Tenebrionidae
Product: serine/threonine-protein kinase Nek8
Exons: 4
Coding region: 114-965 (283 amino acids)
Biological process (GO): protein phosphorylation
Molecular function (GO): protein kinase activity; ATP binding
Source: RefSeq, a predicted model, not a curated record
CCCUGAGUCGAGAUAGUUGUUUUGCGUAGACAAAAAUUCUAGUUGAAGACAUUGUGAUAGUAUUUUUAUGUUUGUCGUUUUAAUAAAGAGUAAAUUCAGUUGUGUGUUUCACUAUGGACCUCUACAACGUUGUGGGUUUGCUGGGACAGGGCACAUUUGGAACGAUUCAUUUAUGUGAGAGAAAACACAACCAACAAAAAAUCGUCAUUAAGCGAAUCAACGUCGAGCUCAAUGGGGCCAACACAGAAGGCGCAAAGAACGAAGUCGCGGUCCUAAAAUCGCUAAACCAUCCCAACGUAAUCCAAUUUUACGACAGUUUUAUGAAAAGCGGCUCGUUGUACAUCGUCAUGGAGUACGCGAAUAAGGGAACCCUCUUCGACCUGAUCUCCCGCAUCAAGCCCAAGAGGUUCACGCCGCAGACCGUCAUGAACCUAUUUUGCCAAAUUCUAAUGGGUCUGAACCACAUCCACGCGCGCAAAGUGAUCCAUCGCGACCUCAAGACCGAAAACAUUUUCCUCACCGGACUGCGAGCCGAUGUUAUCAAAAUUGGAGAUUUCGGAAUUUCCAAAAUCCUCCUCAACAACAAAAACGCCCACACGGUCAUCGGCACUUGCAACUACGUGGCCCCGGAAUUGUGCGAUGGCAAGCCGUACGACAUCAAAUCGGACAUUUGGUCCCUUGGGUGCGUUUUAUACGAACUGUGUGCCCUCGAACGCAUGUAUGAAGGAACGAUUUAUAACGUGGUUUUGGCCAUCGCUGCUGGGCAGAAGAAAGUGGUUGAUGUGAGUUAUUACGGCAUUCAGAUGCAGCAAAUGAUUGAGUUAAUGGUGCAAGUUGAUCCGAAUGACCGGCCUGAUACAACGGCUUUGAUGAGUCUGAGCGAUGUUUUCCCGAGCUUGCACGUCCUGGGGACCAAUUUGGGGUGCAUUUCCAAGGGGGCCAAGUUUGAUUUUAAUGCGGUUUGAGGUUUUAUUGUAAUUAUUAUGAAGAAAUAAAUUACCAGUUUUUA